This is a messenger RNA of Symbiodinium natans, 267 nucleotides long. NCBI's taxonomy places the organism in Eukaryota, Dinophyceae, Suessiales, Symbiodiniaceae. The record is from the annotation of a GenBank genome assembly.
AUGUGCAGCCUGGACCAAGCUUGUGUGCUAGACGAGUCAGCAGUCACCCAAAGCUCCUCCGGCAGGGGGGCAGAUGUUCUCUUCGACAAGCAGUGGAGAGAGAGACACAGGAAGGGCGAGAACGACUAUUCCAAGAACAUGAUCGCUGAGCCGUUUGCCCAGCAGGCCUUUCGCUUCGUGUUGCGCUCGGUGGUGGGCUCGCUGUGUGGCCUUGGGAUCCACGCGCUCGUCCAGCGCUUGCGCGGCAAGGACGACAAGACUGACUGA